UUGUUCGUUUAUUCGUUUGACGAUAACAAAAAACAGAACCAAGUGAAAUGACGACGUUAUGAACUGUUUCGUAUGUUGUUCUAUGAUAAUUUGUUCUUAAAUCGGUAUAAAAGUGUUUCCGAUAAUUUACAAGAACCAUAAUAAUAUGAUGGAUCGCGAAAGGCGACAGCUCGAGGAUGAGGAGCCGGGUGUGUUACUAUACGAGGAAGAUGAGAAAGGGCAGCUCGUCGUAGUCAAGUCGUUGGAGUCAGCGUCGAGCGCGUACCUGCGUUUCACGAAUAGAACUUCGCGGGCUGUCGACGUCUGGUGGAGGGACUUCAGCGGCGUGAAGAAACACUACGUCAGGUUGCAAGCGGACACUUACUUCGACAUCAACUCAUUCAUAACACACCCAUGGGAGUUCUCUGAUGUAGCGACAAAAGAGACAUGUGUGAUUAACAAUAAAGCAAUAUUCCGACCACCAAGCAACAUAGGAGGAAUGUUGUAUAGAACAAAUUGGAAUAUCACUAUCAGAGUCAGAUCUCUACGCAGGAGUGCAAUGCUCGUACUGGCGCAGCGCCUCAAUGAUCCUGCAGCGGUUGAUGCUCUGGGGCUGCCCAGGGUGCUGGCGGAGGAAAUAAAAAAGUUGAUUACAGUUUUCCACAGGCCGCAUACACCUACACCACCCCAGCGGGACUGACGUCAGAUCAUCUUUACGAUAGUUGUGAUGGCUAUAUUCCUGUAUCUGUUAUGGUGUUACUUUCAUUACCUCGUCACUAAGGUGUUUGUCAAGCUUUUCAAAUGAUUAAGUUAUACCAUCACUUAAGUUUAUGAGAAUGCAGGUAUGUAAUAGCACGCGGAAACUAAAAUGCUAAUGUGGUUUUAUAAAUAAUCUUUUAUUAUAUAAUAAACUAAAUUUUAAUGAAUUUUUAUGUCAUUCAGGCCACUAAUAUAAGUCUUGUGCGAAUUAAAGAUAAUUGCAUGUCUGACUAUAUCUGAAUAUCCUAUAACUAUAAGGAAAAAAGAGUGCACACAUAUUUCUACAGCAAUUGUGCAAGUUAAUUAAUUUUUUUACCUGCAUCUACGUAACAUAUGAAUUCUUCAAUAUAAUUCAUGGCAAAUUCAAACUUUUGGUGCAAUAAUGUAAAUGCUUUUUAUCUGUGAUCUAAUUUUUUUGUUUAAUCAAUAUUUAAUUAAUGAAUUAAUAGGUACUAUGCCACAUAUUUUUAUUUUAGCAAAUGAAGGCCUCAAAGGCACCCUGUGUACAAUAUUUUGUUAUGAGUAUGGUUUCAUAAACAAUUGUUAUGUAAAUAAUAUAAUUAUAGAUCUUCUAUAUAAAAUCUAUUAUUACCAUGUUAAUUUUUAUUAAGUUGUUCAUCCUGUUUUAAACAUUAAGGGACACCUAAUUAUAAACUGGCUGUUAACUAUAAUUAGGUGUCCAUUAAUGAAAUAGGUAUAUUCAUAUAAAAAUUUAUUUUUGAUUUUUAUUUAUUUAUUUCAAUCUGAUAAUUUAUUUAGGUCAUUGUAAAAGUUUGAAUGUACUUAUAUAAGCACUACUUUGCAUAUUGGUGUGUAUAAAACUUGACCCUCUGUUACAUUAUUAUCAGAAAUUAGUGAUAAAGUGUUGCUACACACACAUGGGCACGGACGUUGGACAGACAGAAUGUGUAGAUAGUGUACUGGAAUGAUGGUAUUUGAUAGACAAAUAGUGUAUUUACAAAAUAUACCUUGUAGAAAGAAAAUGUUGAAGUCAAAAUAAACCUUAUUUGUGGUAUACAAUUUUAUAACUCGAGUCCAAAUAAAAUUUUGUUUAUUAAGUUAAGAAAAUUGUAAUAUUUUAUAACUUUCUUAAUGGUAUAGAUUCAUGAAAGCAAUCAGUACUGCUUUCUCCUGCACACAAGAUGAUGUAAACUAUUUUACUUAUUACAAAUUGUAACAUUUGUAACUUUUAAAAGAGAACAACUUUCUGACUUGAGAUCUCCUCCUCCAGCUUAACUUAUCAAAAGUGCUUACAUAUUAAAGAAGUGCUAUUAUGAAAUAAAUGCAUAGCUAUGUUAUUUAAUGCAAAGAUUUUAUGCUAUAGAUAUGUCCCUUGCGAGGCGGACAAAAGUGGCUAAUUGUCUUAAUCAAAUCGAUCACAUUGUAAACAACGAAGGCUAUUAAAGAAAUAAUACCUAAAUAUUGUCUACAAUAUCUAUAAUGGGGGUAAUAUAGGCACAUAGAAAAUCUUUGAUGUAAUGUAAUAAUUUGUUUGGACUGUUGAUAUAGAGUACAGUGAUGGCAGUAAUAGUCUUGUAAAGUUAUCGCCUGAAUUUUCAUACACACAGUUUCUACAAGGUAUAUUUUGUAUACCACUGAUAAGAUUGACUGAAAAGAGCUUAAGCUAUUAUAGAAUUGGAGUUUUAAGAAUAAGUAAAUUGUGACGAAAUAAAUUCAUCAGCUUUUUGCCUCGGUUUUGUCUGACAUUGGGGAUAGGUUCUGAUUUGUUCUUGAUGCUGUAUUGCAAGAAUGAGCAUAUUAUUAUUGAAUAUCCUGGAUGGGAUUCAGACAUUUUGAAAGUACUGAUAAUCAAGUUCAUCAUAUUAUUAUUUUCACUAAAUAAACCGCUAAGAGAAUUUCAUAUCUUGACCUAUUAUCACUUUUGUCUAGACAUUGCUCUUGAAAUUAUAUAAUUUCGUAUUAUGCAUUUAAUUUAUUUUCUACACUUUUUAACAAGUAAAUAGUAAAUUGUUCCAUCUAAUGGUAAAUUGUAUAUAUUUAGCAAUAUAUUAUAGAGAAAAUAUAAACCCACUAAUAAUUUUUUAUUGUAAAUUAAAUAUUUAUAAUAAUAUAAUGGUUAAAUAAAUAAUAUAAUGGUCACUACUAACCAAGCUACUGGAGGCACUAUAUAAGGGUGUGGUCUGACUUUGUUCUGGUGGAACCCCACACCUCUUAUGUUGACCAAUGUUUUUAGUUUCUGGCAAAUUGCUAGCUUUAAUACAAAUAGUUGUCAGUAGAGAUAAAUGCACUUUGGAAUCAUCCUUCCUGAUAGUCCUGGCUUGACCUUUUAAGUUUUGGUGUUUUUAUCACUGCCAAGUGGAAUAUGACCACUGCCUUCGAUUCGGAGGGCGUAGUAGUUCGAAUCCGGUCCGGGGUAUGGACCUCCAACUUUUAUGUGCAUUUUAAGAAAUUAAAUAUCACGUGUCUCAAAUGGUGAAGGAAGGAAAUACAUCGUGAGGAAACCUGCUUAUCUGAGAAUUUUCAUAAUUCUCUAUGUGUGUGAAGUCUGCCAAUCCGCAUUAGGUCACCUUAGCGAACUAAGGCCUAAUCCCUCUCAUUGUGAGAAGAGACUCGUGCUCAACAGUGUCUGACUAUAUCUGAAUAUCCUAUAACUAUAAGGAAAUAAAGAGUGCACACAUAUACAGGAAUUGUGCACUUUAAUUAAUUUUUUUACCUGCAUCUACAGUGAGCCGAAUUUCUCGUAACUUACAAUUUUAUAACUGAAUCAAGAAUAUAUGAUAUAAAAAUCGUUACAAAACCUUGUCUCUGCAACUAACAACUCUUUCUCAAAGGAACGACUUAUGUAGGUACCUACUCUCGAUGUCAUUUGCAUUUAUUUCUGUGUGUAAGGCUUAACUGUAAAAAAUAUAUAGCUGACUGUUCCAUGUCUAUAAAAUUCAAGAUUUCUGUAUGUAUUUUAUGUAUGUUAAUGCUGAAUGUUUUAAAAUAACAAAGCACACAGCAGCACAGCACUAUAUUAAAUGACUGUUUUUUCUAUAAAU
This is a messenger RNA of Bicyclus anynana (squinting bush brown), 3740 nucleotides long. It is a transcript of the gene Vhl, whose product is annotated as von Hippel-Lindau tumor suppressor homolog. The record is from RefSeq and is a predicted model, not a curated record. The transcript has a single exon. The coding region runs from base 146 to 679 and encodes 177 amino acids. NCBI's taxonomy places the organism in Eukaryota, Metazoa, Arthropoda, Insecta, Lepidoptera, Nymphalidae.